This is a messenger RNA of Drechmeria coniospora, 1647 nucleotides long. RefSeq names its product Pal1 cell morphology protein. The transcript is spliced from 4 exons. The record is from RefSeq and is a predicted model, not a curated record. The coding region runs from base 1 to 1647 and encodes 548 amino acids. Gene Ontology annotation, cellular component: cytoplasm. Lineage: Eukaryota; Fungi; Ascomycota; Sordariomycetes; Hypocreales; Ophiocordycipitaceae.
AUGUCCGUCUCCGACAGCGGCCAGCCAGGGCAACCUCGGUCAGCCGGUGCCCAGUCCUCCGCCACGCUCUCCAUAAACCUCUCUUCCAACAACCCGUUCCGCAACCGCGCGGCAUCGCCUGCGAGCAUCGAAGCCUUCUCCUCGCCCACCUCCCCAUUCGACGACCCCAACCCGAACCCUCCCCGGCCGUUGUCGCGAAACCCGUUCAUCGACCUUCCUUCGCCGCCGCUGAGGUCGCCCGAUGCCAUGUCCAGCCGUUCCAACACGAAAUCCCUGUCUGCCGAAGACAUUUUUGACUCCUUGACGCUCGACGACAAGGACGGCAAAUCGGCAGCCGCCCUGCCCGCGCAGCGUCGCAUGAUGGAUCGCCAGCCGAUAGGUCGCCGAGGCGAGAGCCAGCCGCUCAUGCCCGUCGCCACCGCCAAAGGUCAUCACCGCCCGACGCGAUCGCAGGAGGAGGCGAUGAAGGCCCGCAAGCCUCAGGCUGCCGGCACCCGGCCGGCUGGUGGCGCCGAUUCGCCCGUGCGAAAGCCGCCGCGCCGCUCGCGCCGCAACUCCGAAUCGUCCGUCCUCGAGCUCAGCGCCCUCACGGCCGAGGAGAUGAAGAUGAUCGAAGCGAAGCGGCUGCGUGACAAGCAACGCCUCGAGCGCGGCACCCGCACCUCGAGCCGCGACGCCCGCGACGGCAAGGACGCCCGCGACGGCAAGGACGCUCGCGACGGCAAGGAAGCCCGCGAGCCCAAGGAAAAGGCCAGGUCCGGUCGGCCAGGGCGCCGCAUCGAUAUCAUCGACCAGCUCGACGCCACCAGCAUGGGCCUCUUUCACCACGACGGCCCGUUCGACGCCCUCAACCCGCAUCGAAAUCGCCAAAACAGCCGGCGCGCGCCCAUGCAGGCCUUCCCCAAGGACUCCCUCAACAACUCCAUCGGCGGCGCCGGCCCCCUCAACUCGAACCCCGACCACUCCGUCUUCAUGGGCCACGCGACGGACGAGGCGUUCCGGGACUACGCCGGCGGCGCCAAGAACAAGAACGGCUACAAGUACCCGCCCUCGCACGACGAGGCGGCCAUCUUCGACCCCAUCGCUCGCGGCGUCGUCCACGGCGACGAGACCCACGGCCUCGGCACCUCGACCUUCCUCGAGGGCACGCCGGCGGCGAGGACGGCCAUCGCGCGGCGCGAGGCCGAGCAGGCCGAGGAGCUCACCUUGGCGAGCAUCCAACGCAAGAAGUCGCUCGCCCAGCGCAUCCGGCACAUCAACAGGGGCCCGCGAGAGCUCAGCGUCCCCGGCCGCAGGUCGAACCUGGACUACUCGAGGCGAUCGUCGGACCAGGUGCGCGGGAGCGGCUACGCCGGACCCGAGUCGAACCCGCCCAUCUUCAGCGAGUUCACGCGGGGAGAGGAUAGCAUCAGCGUCAGGACGCCGAGCGGCGGCACCAUGCCCCCCACGAGCCCGCCGCCGGCCAUGCCGUCGAGGAGGCUCGGCAGCGGCGGACCUCUCGAGCGACGAACGACGACGGACGCGAUCCCGGCAAACGACGACGGCGCCGGCAAGAACUCGGGCAUACUGGGCCGCAUGAAGAGCCUGAAGGGUGGACGUCGAUCGAGGGCUGGCGAUCAUGGCCCGCCGGCGGGAUCGGCGAUGUAG